Messenger RNA from Podarcis muralis (Common wall lizard), 3392 nucleotides. NCBI's taxonomy places the organism in Eukaryota, Metazoa, Chordata, Lepidosauria, Squamata, Lacertidae. The record is from RefSeq and is a predicted model, not a curated record.
UUCCUCCUGAGUCAGGCAGAGGAGAGGAAGCAGGCAGAGCAGCAGAGAAAGGAUCUCUUUGCGGAAAUGGGCCUGGAUUCCUGUGAGGCAGAAAAGACUCCGUUGGACGCCAGAGGGAGGCCACUGGAUGACCGAAGGAUGCCCCCCAGACCUCCUCAUCCAUCUUUUCAUGAGAACGGAGGAGAAGCAGCAGCUGUGGAAACAGAUCUGGGUCCUCUGUGUUUUAAAGAUGUCGCUGUGUAUUUCACAGAGGAGGAGUGGGCGUUGCUGGAUCCUGACCAGAGAGCUCUGCAUAAGGAAGUCAUGGAGGAGAAUCGUAGGAUUGUGGACUCUCUCAGUGGUGAUGGAUUGGAAGUUAUGAACAAGGGAGACCACGACAAAUUACACACAGUGGGGAAGUUGUAUGAAUAUUUGGAAUUUGGAGAGAGCAUCAAUCGCAGCUCCGAUUCCACUUCCUAUGAAAUAAAUCCCAUUGGAAAGAAUCACUAUCAGUGCUUGGAAUGUCAAAAGACUUUUAGUCGGAAGGAUAGACUCACUUCCCAUCAAAGAAUUCAUAAAGGAGAGAAACCAUAUCAGUGCUUGCAAUGUGGAAAGAGCUUCAGAAAAAGGACCCAUCUCACUCGCCAUCAAAUAAUUCAUACAGGGGAGAAACCAUAUCAGUGCCUCGAAUGUGGAAAGAGCUUCAGUGUGAGGGCUCACCUCUUGGCCCAUCAAGUAAUUCAUACAGGAGAGAAACCCUAUAAGUGCUUGGAAUGCGGAAAGAGCUUCUCUCAGAGAGCUAAGCUCACUUACCAUCACAGAAUUCAUACAGGGGAGAAACCGUAUCAGUGCUUGGAAUGCGGAAAGAGCUACAAUCACAUCUCCAAACUUACUUGCCAUCAAAGAACUCACAGCGGGGAGAAACCGUAUCAGUGUUUGGAAUGUGGAAAGAGUUUUACCCAUAAGGAAAGUCUCACUUCCCAUCAAAGAAUUCAUACAGGGGAGAAACCCUAUCAGUGCUUGGAAUGCGGAAAGAGCUUCCAUAGGAGCUUCAUUCUCACUUCCCAUCGAAGAACACAUAGCGGGGAGAAACCCCAUCAGUGCUUGGAAUGUGGGAAAAGCUUCAGUGAGAGGGCUAAGCUGGUAGCCCAUCAAAGUAUUCAUACAGGAGAGAAACCAUAUCAGUGCUUGGAAUGUGGGAAAAGCUUCAGUAGGAGAUCUAAUCUCACUUCCCAUCAAAGAAUUCAUACAGGGGAGAAACCCUAUAAGUGCUUGGAAUGUGGAAAGAGCUUCCGGCAGAAAGCUCAGCUCAUACCCCAUCAAAGAAUUCAUACAGGGGAGAAACCAUAUCAGUGCAUGGAAUGUGGAAAGAACUUCAGACAGAGGGCCCAACUCACUUCCCAUCUAAGUAUUCAUGAGGGGAAGAAUCCACAUCAAUGCUUGGAAUGUGGAAAGAGCUUCAAUAGGAGGUCUCAUCUCACCUGCCAUCAAAGAACUCACUGCGGGGAGAAACCAUAUCAAUGCUUGGAAUGUGGAAAGAGAUUCAGUAGGAAAGGAAGUCUCCCUUCCCAUCAAAGAAUUCAUACAGGGGAGAAACCAUAUCAGUGCUUGGAAUGUGGAAAGAGCUUCUUUCAGAGGUCAAACCUCAAGGCCCAUCAGAGAAUUCAUGCAGGGGAGAACCCAUACAAAUGCGUGGAAUGUGGGAAUUGCUUUAGUAGGAAGGAACAUCUCACUUCCCAUCAAACAAUUCACCGUGAGGAGAGACCAUAUCAGUGCUUAGAAUGUGGAAAGAGCUUCAAAUGGAAGAAACUUCUCACUUUCCAUCAAAGAACUCACAUCUCUUAAUCUCCUCUUUUCUAGGCUAAACAUGCCCAACUCCCUCAAACUGUUUUGUGUCCAGUAUUUUCCUUUCUCUUCCCCGGCUCCGACCUUCAACAGGAAGGACUGGUGGUGAAGAGAGCACCUGUGGCCCACAUCUCUUCAGCUUCCUCCCAGAGUCUCGCAGUCCCAUGAUAUACAUUGUCCGUGUUAGUAUUAUUUGUACCCACAUGAAUCAGAAGGAAGGAGUAGGGGUCAGUUGGCUUUAAAUGACAUGGCAACUUCUCUGUCACAUUGUGAAUCUGCAGACCGUCUGGGACAUCCUCUUUUCUCCACACACUACUUCUUCUGCCCCCUCAGUAGGGAGUCACCUAUCACCACCACGUCUCCUCCUCUGGGGAGUGGCAGGAAUUGUUUGCUAUGCUGUACCUUCCAAGACCUCCUUGGAGUAUUCUAUGGUCUACAAGUGCUGUUCUGGAGUUCUUGUCUGUUGGAGUUGCCUAGUUCAUUUCCUUGGAAGAUAGCAAGUGGGUUAUCAGCAUACUCAUCCAUGAUCAGUAGCCGCGGAUCUGAAGGAGUUAGGUCAAGAAUGAAAAAGGACUCCUCUAAUAAUACUAAUACUAAUAUUACAUGACAAUUUAUUAUUUUUACCCUGCCCCAGCCACUCUGAGCAGCUUCCAACAAAAGAGUAAAAAUACAUUAUGACAUCAAUCAUUAAAAACUUCCCUAAACAGGGAAGUCCAUCUCCUCUUGUCUCUUCCACCUCUGGGGGGUGGCCGAAAUCAUUCUGGGCUCUGCACCUUUCACAGCCACCUUGGUGUAUUCUCAGGUCGGCAACUGCUCUCCUAGCUCCUCUGGCCCAGAACUGGUGUCCAAGGUGAGAGCGUGGAAGCCAUUCUCCAGCUCCAGUGACAAAGCGUGGUUCGUGACUGUCCUACCUCUGUGUUUCACAUUCCUCCAGGGGUUGGUCUUUUGCAGUGGGCGAUCUUCCUCCAGCCUGGGGCCACCCCAUCUGUGUUGCUGUUGCAUGACAGUCAACCCAGCUCUAUCCAGAAACUCGGCAUGUUGUCCUGUAGCUCAAAGCAUGGCUAGGAAGGCCUCAAGUUGCUGUAGCUUCUCUUCCAGCAAGACAACCAGUUUGCACUUGCUGCAGGUAUACAACUGUAUGUUCUCCGGCAGAAAGACAAGCAUGGCACAGGGGUUGCAGGUCACUGCAGCCGCUCCCUCGCCCUGCAUGUCUCUUGGUCCUAUGCACGCCAGGGGACAAUACUCUGGGCCUCCCCCUUAAAUGCCCUCGCAAAUGCCUAUGUUUGGGAGGCCUCUUCGUGAGCUCCCAGAAGCUGCAAGGAGCCAAGUUUGACUGCUGCUGGUUGCUAACUCCUUCCUCUGCUCAUUCCUCCCAGGAGCCACACCCUCAGGCCUGCAACCAACCAAGCCUCUAGCACAGUGGUUCCCUAUUAGCUAAUUAGCCCCCAAAAAGCAACAGAUUUUAGAUAUGCUAUAAAAGAAUACCGUAAAAAUUGUGAUAUUGCCACAAAUUGCCUAUCCCCAGACAGUAGGAAAAACCUGUCUCCAUUGCUGCACUACAACUGAAU